CAAAAAUAUGAAUUGCUAAAGCUUAAAGAAAAAGAAAAAAAAUAAUUUGAAAUCGAAUUCAAUUGUGCAAAUUUCGUGGCAAAAUUUGACAUUUGCAAAAGGGUUUACUUCAAAGAAGAUCCAAAGCUCAACAUUUUUGCAACAUGAAUGCACAAAUUCUUCUCGAAGAAAAUCUCUCUGCUGAAAACGGUCCCGAUCCCAUUGUGGCCAUGCUUCGCAAUAAAUAUGGUUUCCUUGACGAACCAUCAGCACCGAAGAACCGUGUGUUCAAUAAUCACAAGCAAGUUCCGAUGACACAGCAAAUGAGUGACUCUACUACGGGAACGGGGAACAACGGGCGUACCCACAAGCUCGUUUGCAUUUGCGAUCGUCCCAAUAAGGUCUAUCAGUGUGUCGCCUGCUACCUGUACAUGUGGGGACGCGCUGCCAAAAUUUGCGAGAAACAUCCUUCGGUGACUUUCCUCAUGGACUUUCGUGAGUGUCCCUACUGCGCUGCUGAUUAUACCAUCAACGAAACCGAUUUCCUUGAGGAAGACAUUGAGAAGUUUAAUGCUAGACUGCCAGACGACGAUGAUGAAGAUCUUUAAGCUGAGGGAAGUGCCACUGGAAGUGCCACAAUAGAAUAUUUUUGUAUAGACAAUUUAAUGCAUUUUGAAUGAGGAAUUGUUAAUAAUAAUUGGUGUGCUUCCACGAAAA
Drosophila guanche is the source of this 696-nucleotide messenger RNA. RefSeq lists its product as uncharacterized. NCBI's taxonomy places the organism in Eukaryota, Metazoa, Arthropoda, Insecta, Diptera, Drosophilidae. Bases 144 to 587 code for a protein of 147 amino acids. The transcript has 2 exons. The record is from RefSeq and is a predicted model, not a curated record.